This is a messenger RNA of Paramecium sonneborni, 400 nucleotides long. The record is from the annotation of a GenBank genome assembly. Lineage: Eukaryota; Ciliophora; Oligohymenophorea; Peniculida; Parameciidae.
AUGGAGCCUGCAUUUAUUUAAUAACAAUAACAUUCCUUAAGUCAAGAAUUCCACUAAUAUAUUCUUCUCCAACAACCAAUUUAUUCUCUCUGCUAAGAUUGCUCUUUCUCUUAGAAAAGAACAAAAAAAUUACAAUUAUAUAAAGAGAAUGACACUACAAUUGUACCAUAAAUUGAUUUAAUAAACCUAGUCCCUACGAUGUUAAUAUCAAUAUGCUUCCUUAAUUAUUCAAUAGUUCUAUAUCUACCUCUUGAUAAAUGCGCCUAAUUUAUAGAUCAUACAAUUUAUAAGAUUAAAUGUCCUUAACAAAUUAGAUCAAAGGGUGUUGUUCAAAAAGAACGAUUAACAAAAAAAAAGGAGAAUAUAAAUUCAAGGCAAGGAAACAGAUUUAAUUUUAUGA